This is a messenger RNA of Lonchura striata (white-rumped munia), 1656 nucleotides long. Lineage: Eukaryota; Metazoa; Chordata; Aves; Passeriformes; Estrildidae. The record is from RefSeq and is a predicted model, not a curated record.
CUUGGCUGGGUCUCUGGCUGCCGAGCAGGGCAGCCCGGGAGCAGCUUUGUCAAAUCGCAGCCCCGGCGCUCGGCUCUGCGCGCUCCGAGCUGCCGCCGGCGCUGCUCGGCUCAUGCGUGCGGGGUCCGCUCCGGAGAGCGCUCCGGCCGCUGCGGGCUCGCCGGGGAACAUGGAAUUUGAACUCUGGAAACCAGCCACAGAGUGAAAAGACAGCGGCUGGGCAGGCAGGGCUGAGAUGGAUGAUGAGAGAACGAAUCAAAAUGCCAGCAAACUGCAAGGAGCUGGAGGCCAGGCAUCUGCAGCGACUCCGUGGAGCCCGCUGAUGAGGGACUUUGUUUCAGACUGGUCUCCUCUACAUGAGGCCUCUAUCCAUGGGCGUCUGCUUUCCCUGAAGAAGCUCAUUGAACAGGGGAAUGAUGUCAAUCUUGUUACAGCAGACCAGGUGUCUCCUCUCCAUGAAGCCUGCCUAGGGGGUCAUGCUGCCUGUGCCAGUGUCCUGUUAAAACAUGGUGCUCAGGUGGAUGGAGUGACUGUGGACUGGCACACACCACUGUUCAACACUUGUGUCAGUGGCAGUGUGGCUUGCUUGAAUUUAUUGCUGGAGCAUGGAGCCAGCCUACACCCACCCUGUGACCUGGCAUCCCCCAUCCACGAAGCUGCUAAGAGAGGUCAUGUGCAAUGUGUCGAACUCCUUGCAUCCCGUGGGGUAAAUAUAGAUCACAACAUCAAGCACCUGGGUACUCCACUUUAUGUAGCAUGUGAGAACCAGCAAGUGAACUGUGCCAGGAAGCUGCUGGAGUCAGGAGCGAGUGUGAACAGCGGCAAGGGCCUGGAGUCCCCUCUGCACACAGCUGCCAGGAACUGCAGCGUGGAGCUGGUGAAGCUGCUGAUGGACUUCGGAGCAGACGUUUGGGUGAAGAAUGCUGAAAACAAGAGGCCAGUGGAGCUGGUCCCACCUGGCUGCCCUGUGGGCCAGCUGUUCCUGCAGAGAGAAGGUGCCCCUUAGAACUUGUUUUUGGGAAAACCGACACAGGCUAUUGCAGAAGGCUAUGCUAUUCCAGGCUGCUAGCACUAGAAAAUUGGGAAUAACUGAGCUUGCCUCCAUUUGCUGACACAGGGACACUGUUCAAGUGCCAGAAUAUAGUGGUAAACUAACAGUGAUAAUGAUAAGAAAAAUAACCCAUCCUAAACCCCCAGAUUUUUAAUCUACUGCAUCAGGAAGCAAUCAUCUUGAGCUUGAGCAAAAUAGAGUUUAGGGUAAAUAACCAAGCAAAAAAUGCCAUAGAAAUUAAUGCUAGCUUUUUUCAUUACCUAAAGCUUUGCAUUCAGUGAGAAUCUGCCAGUUCCCUUGUGUCAGACAGUAGACUCAGGCGUGUUCCAUGGAGCGUGCUGACAAAUGCAGGCAACAAGGCGCCUCUGAUGGGAAUUGAGUCUAGGUAGUGAGGAUGAGGUUUGGAAUCUCUAGUUAUACAGUAGAUGGUCAGGUUUGUCUCAACACAAAUGCAUAAAUGCAGAUUUGCAACCUCAAAAAAAUUAGUGCAUAUAAUACUAAAAAAAGAUAUAUUGAAGAACUUGGAUUUUAAUUCCUUGUCCUUUACUUUUAUUCUUGGGCCAAUCUUUUACAUAGAUGCAAAAGUAUCUUUAAAAUGAAAGACU